Arabidopsis arenosa is the source of this 1379-nucleotide messenger RNA. NCBI's taxonomy places the organism in Eukaryota, Viridiplantae, Streptophyta, Magnoliopsida, Brassicales, Brassicaceae. The record is from the annotation of a GenBank genome assembly.
ACCGGUUUAAUCUUACCUAUCCCGACAACACUUCUUACGUGACCCCAAAAAACGCAGAGAGCCAGCGUAAUCGCGACCGACCUCACUGACAGAGCGACCAAAACGCAGCGUUUUGACAGCAAUUGAGUGGGAUACCGAAUCACAAUAAUACAGAAAGACAUUAAAAGCAAUAAAGGAAUCGCGCGAUUGGGGCAGUUAGAGCGACGAACAAGUCGUGGUGAGAUUUUAGGAGAAGACGAAGAUGGAGAGUAUCUGGCGAAUCGCGACGGGCCAAGAUCCAAACCGUGAAGAUUACGAAGGGAUCGAGUUCUGGUCAAACCCUGAGCGUUCUGGUUGGCUCACAAAGCAAGGCGAUUACAUCAAAACCUGGCGUCGUCGUUGGUUCGUUCUCAAACGAGGGAAGCUUCUCUGGUUCAAAGAUCAAGCCGCUGCUGGAACUCGUGGAUCUACGCCGCGUGGUGUGAUCUCCGUUGGUGAUUGUCUCACCGUGAAAGGAGCUGAGGAUGUUGUGAAUAAGCCUUUUGCUUUUGAACUAUCUAGUGGUAGCUAUACCAUGUUCUUCAUUGCUGAUAACGAGAAGGAGAAAGAAGAGUGGAUUAAUUCGAUUGGAAGGUCGAUUGUGCAACACUCGAGGUCUGUGACGGAUUCUGAGAUUGAUGUUUCUUGUCAACAGAAGACGAGGCUGUGGAGGAAGAACCAAAGGUGUCUCUUGAUGAGGAAUGUAGAGCUCAUCUUCAUACCUACACCAACUGUUGGUCAUCGUGUUCCGUUUCUUGAAUUUGCUAGGCGUCUCAUUGACCAGGAUGAUAGAAUCCGUAUCACCAUCCUCUUGAUGAAGCAACAAGGUCAGUCUCAUCUAGAUUCCUAUGUGAAGACUAUUGCCUUGUCUCAUCCGUUUGUUAGAUUCAUUGAUGUCCCUGAGUUAGAGAAGAAACCAACACUUGGUACACAAUCAAACCAACAGUCUUUAUACGAUUUUAUGAGAAACAUGUUCCUGUUGUGCGAAAUAUAAUCAUGGGUAUCUUAGCUAUUGAGAAAUUCAUACAUGGCGUGAUAGGAACCAAGACUUAACCUUUUCUUAUCGGAUUCUCCAUAAACUGUAACCUUGAUUAUGCUACAAUCCUUUGAAUCUGCUUUGUCUGUAUUAUUUUUUUUCUUUUCUUUUCUCAUCAGCUUUGCUUCUAAUUAUGUCUGUAUUGGUUCCUUAUAUACCAAGCUGUGAGUUUCUUUGUUAGCCAAUGCUGUAUUUCUUCUGUUAUGGAUUUUGUUCAACAUUAUUUUCUUCAGGUCAAACUUACUCUGUUCUUGUUGAGACAAUUUUCUCACAAAUGUUAGCUCUAGUGUUCUUCCCUCUCAUAGCAUAAACGAAUUACAUUGUA